Messenger RNA from Yarrowia lipolytica CLIB122, 2127 nucleotides. RefSeq lists its product as uncharacterized. NCBI's taxonomy places the organism in Eukaryota, Fungi, Ascomycota, Dipodascomycetes, Dipodascales. Gene Ontology annotation, molecular function: GTPase activity; GTP binding. Gene Ontology annotation, biological process: ribosomal subunit export from nucleus. Gene Ontology annotation, cellular component: cytosol. The record is from RefSeq and is a predicted model, not a curated record.
AUGAACAAAACACCGUUGCAUUCCGAUGUGGUCAAGCCCAAGGGUCCCCCCUCGGGACCCAAGCCGCAGUACCACAAAAAGAAGACCCCCAACAACACGGGACUCGGAAAGACUCUGAUGAACCGAAAGGCCAAGGAAGGACGAGUCUACGUGACCGAUUCUGGAGAGACCCGAUACACAACCGAGGAGAACAAGGAGGCCGGGUGGGUCAAGCUGCGAUCCGUCACCCAAGAGAAGGCUCUGGACGAGUUUCUGGCCACCGCCGAGCUGGCUGACACUGAUUUCACCGCUGAGCGACGAGCCCACACCACCAUUAUCAACACCCAUGACAACUCCAACCCUUACCUUUUGACCAAGGCUGAGGCCGAGAAGCUGCGUGAGAAGCAGCUGGAGAACGCCGGCAAGCUGACUGUUCCCCGACGACCUGUUUGGACUGAAGAUACCACCUCCACCCAGCUCGAUCGAGAGGAGAAGGAGGCGUUUCUGCGAUGGCGACGAAGUCUGGCGGAGCUGCAGGAGAACCAGGAUCUGCUUCUGACGCCAUUCGAGCGAAACAUUGAGGUGUGGCGCCAGCUGUGGCGAGUGUGCGAGCGAUCCGAUCUGGUUGUGCAGAUUGUCGAUGGGCGAAACCCUCUGCAGUUCCGAUCCGAGGAUCUGGAGUUGUAUGUCAAGGAGAUUGACCCCCGUAAGCGAAACCUGCUGCUGGUUAACAAGGCUGACCUGAUGACCGAGGAGCAGCGACAGAUCUGGGCCGACUAUUUCAAGAAACACGGAAUUCGAUACGCCUUCUUCUCUGCUGCCAAGGCCAAGGAGGAGCUGGAGGCUCUGGAGGCCCGAGAAGAGGCUCAGGCUACCAAGAAGCCCGCCAAGAAGCCCGUCAAGAAUGACGAUUCCGACGACGAGGUGUCGGCUCUCGAGCGAGAACUUGCACAGUUUGUCCCUAAGGAGGAGUCUGAGGAUGAGGAUGAGGAGGAAGACGAAGAAGACGAGGAAGACGACGUUGAGCCUUCUGUCACCGAGAUCCAGGAGGCCGUUCCUGCUAACGCCCAUGAGGAGGCCAAGGCUACCGACGAGUCCAAGCCUGACACAGAGAACAUGCACUAUUCCGUCAUGGCCACCCCCACAUCUAUCCUGUCUGUGGACCAGCUCGAGCAGCUGUUCCUCGCCGAGGCUCCUGCUCCCAUGCAGCCCGCUCCCGCUGGCCAGGAACCCCGCCUGAACAUUGGUCUGGUCGGUUACCCUAACGUUGGUAAGUCUUCUACCAUCAACGCCCUGGUGGGCUCCAACAAGGUGUCUGUUUCUGCCACCCCUGGAAAGACCAAGCACUUCCAAACUAUCCUGCUGUCACCCAAGGUGAUGCUGUGUGAUUGUCCCGGUCUGGUGUUCCCCAACUUCGGUAACACCAACGGAGAACUGGUGUGUAACGGUGUGCUUCCCAUCGACCAGCUGCGUGAGUUCACCGGUCCCGCGACCCUCGUGUCUCGACGAGUGCCCAAGUACUUCCUCGAGUCCGUCUACGGUAUCAAGAUCUACACUCGUCCGGUCGAUGAGGGCGGUCUCGGAUAUCCCACAGCCACAGAAUUCCUUGUGGCCUACGCCAAGGCACGAGGAUACAUGCGUGGAGCCUCUCAGGGUAAUCCCGACGAGUCGCGAGCUGCUCGAUACGUGCUCAAGGACUACGUUAACGGAAAGCUGCUCUACUGUCAUCCUCCUCCCGACUACAGAGAGGAUCUGGAUGACGAAGAUGCCGGUAUUCUCUUCAACAAGGGUCUGUACACCCUCAACCAGCUGCCUCCCUCGCGUCAGAAGCAGCUGCUUGAUGCUGCUGUUCACUCUGGCAUUGCUCGAGAGGAUUUUGACCUUGAGCGAGACAUUGACAAACUGUCUUUCUCCCAGCAUGCCACUGGAGCCGGUGGUUUCGGUGGUAAAGGAUUUUCUUCUCUCGGCGAGCAUCUGGACGCUGACUACUUUGGAAAGAACUCAUCAGGAGGCAACAUGAGCACCCCCUUCCACCAGCGAGGUGCUGCUCAGGGCACCAAGAAGCAUUUCAAGGGCAAGAAGGUCAAGGCCCGAAACGCCCGGUCCACCAACGACAACUACGGCGGAACCUACGGCGAUAUUAUUUAA